Xenopus laevis (African clawed frog) is the source of this 4475-nucleotide messenger RNA. It is a transcript of the gene dhx37.S, whose product is annotated as DEAH-box helicase 37 S homeolog. Gene Ontology annotation, molecular function: RNA binding; hydrolase activity; nucleotide binding. The record is from RefSeq and is a predicted model, not a curated record. NCBI's taxonomy places the organism in Eukaryota, Metazoa, Chordata, Amphibia, Anura, Pipidae. The transcript has 28 exons. Gene Ontology annotation, biological process: maturation of SSU-rRNA from tricistronic rRNA transcript (SSU-rRNA, 5.8S rRNA, LSU-rRNA). The coding region runs from base 741 to 4169 and encodes 1142 amino acids. Gene Ontology annotation, cellular component: nucleolus.
CGCCAAGUUCGCCUGCAUGUGUGCACGCCAGUCACGCUUCACAGUAGGGCCCCGGGCCCCCCAGUCCGACCCUGGGCACAACAGUACAUUAUAUUUUCUUUACUUUAAAAGACUUUCAUUUUUUGGUGUUACUGUUCCUUUUAGGGUGCUCUUGGUUCACUCAUGUAACCCGACGGAGGGAGCACUUAAUGUGGUAAAUCUGGCUUAAUAUAAGAAGAAAUGCACAGCAAAGAAGUAUUAAGUGCUAUGUUCAUCUGUGGAAGUACAGUAUCUCUGCAAUAUGAUGACAUGGCCAUGCGUCUAGGAAUAGCAGCACCGUGUAAACCAGCACAGUUGAAGUGUGAGUAGUGCUCCCUACCUAUCUAUAUACUCUCAUAGCAAGCAUUCACCUCAAAGAACAAUUGCCCACACUGUGUUAGCAAAAUAAUGAUUUAUUGGAGUGUGACAGGUGGAUUCAUGCACUAGCGCUUUCCUAUUCAGCCAGUGACAGGCAUAAAACAAAUAGCACUAGAUGUUAUUCCUGUGGCUGAAAUAACCUCGGCUGUGUUAUAGUAAUACUCGCUAAACAGCCUCUUCCCCCCCUCUCAGAAAUCACAGAAAGCCGCAUUCGGUUGCUGGGAAACUUACCACAUAGCACGUCACUUCCUGUCGACAAUAUCCGGUUCCGAAGCAGCAUGUGUGUUCCAUGUAAAGUGUGAUCCUGAGUAGCUCUCAAUACAGCGGACAGACGACUUAUCAAGAUGGGGAAGAUGAGAAAGUGGCAUAACUGGAAAGCAAGGCAGCAGGUGAAGAGUACAGAAGAAACGACUUCAGGAGAACAAGAACAUCUGCAGCUUGAACUACAAGGUUCUGAACAGCUGAAAGGUGUAGAUGAGAGCAAUGCUUUAGUUUUACCGGGCAAGAAAUCCAAAAGAAAAAUAAUCAGCGAGACUGGCCCCACAAAAAAGCCUUUAAGUAGAAAGCAGAAGAAGGUGUUGCAGAAAGUUCUAGAACAAAAGGAAAAGAAAAGCAAGAGAGCAGAACUGCUCAGUAAACUGAGUGAGAUUCAGGUGUCAGAGAAGGAGUUAAGCCUAUUAUAUACCACAUCCAAACUGGGUACAGGAGAUCGUUUGUUCAGUGCCAAACGGACAAUAGAAGAAGCAGAUUCUUCAUUACAGGGACGGAUCAGUAGCAUCAGUGGGGCCAACAAAAAGAGCAAAAAAUCUGAAGAGGAGGAUAUAGUAGAAGAAAGUGAUACAACUUCUGGUAGCUCUGAGGAAGAUGAAGAUCAAGUUGAGGCAGAGCAGCAAAAGGAUGAGGAAAAUGACUUCAUGGCACAGUGUAGUGUCCUGUUUACUUCAGAAAAACCUCAAGCUGAGCCAAAGUCCCUUAGUGACAAACCCACAAAGAAACCUUCAGAAACUCCUUCAUCGCAGCCUGCAAUAUUCAUACCAGUGGACAGAUCUCCUGACAUUCAGGAAGCCAGAUUAAAGCUUCCAAUCCUGGCUGAAGAGCAGGUCAUCAUGGAAGCGAUUAAAGAGAACUCUGUGGUGGUUUUAUGUGGAGAGACUGGCAGUGGAAAAACCACUCAGGUGCCACAGUUUCUUUAUGAAGCGGGAUAUGGAAGUGGAAAUUACAUUAUUGGUGUUACUGAACCCCGACGUGUAGCAGCAAUUACCAUGUCACAGAGAGUAGCCUUGGAAAUGAAUCUGCCUCAGCGUGUAGUCUCCUAUCAGAUUCGAUAUGAAGGAAAUGUGUCUAAUAAAACCAAAAUGGAUGGUGUCCUGCUAAAAGAAAUUCAGAAGGACUUUUUACUAACCAGGUACAAAGUAGUAAUAAUUGAUGAAGCUCACGAGAGAAGUGUCUACACAGAUAUUCUGAUUGGGCUGUUGUCUCGUAUUGUACCACUGCGGGAAAAGAAGGGGAGCCCAUUAAAGUUAAUCAUAAUGUCUGCUACAUUGCGUAUUGAGGACUUCACUAAUAACAAAAGGCUUUUUCCUGUACCACCUCCUGUGAUCAAGGUGGAUGCAAGGCAGUUUCCGGUUGCUGUUCAUUUUAACAAACGUACUCCAUUGGAUGACUAUGCAGGGGAAUGUUACAGAAAGGUCUGCAAAAUUCACAGGAUGUUGCCUGCAGGGGGAAUAUUGAUUUUCCUAACAGGGCAAGCAGAGGUGCAUUCUCUUUGCAGAAGGUUAAGAAAAACCUUUCCAUUCAGUGGCAAAAAUAUUCAUAAUGUAACAGAGGAUGAUGAUUCACAGGAAGCUGUGAAAAGAUUCAAAAAGUCCAAGCCAAAGAAAACCAUGAAUUUGCCCAAGAUUGAUUUGGCUAGCUAUUCUGCCCAGCCUCUGGAUGAAGGCGAUGAAGACAGGGAGGCUGCUGAUGAUGAUGAAGAUGGCAGUGGAUCUGACCUUGACCUUGAUUUAGGAGAUGGAGAAGCGCAGGAAGAUGAGAAAACAGACUCAUCUCUCCCACUCUUCGUGCUGCCUCUCUACUCCUUGCUGGCCCCUGAGAAACAAUCCAAGGUUUUUCUCCCCCCUCCUGCUGGUACAAGGUUAUGUGUUGUUGCCACCAAUGUGGCAGAAACCUCCCUUACUAUCCCUGGUAUAAAGUAUGUGGUGGACUGUGGGAAAGUAAAGAAGCGUUAUUAUGACAAGGUUACUGGUGUGUCAUCAUUCCGAGUUGACUGGACUUCCCAAGCCUCAGCCAAUCAGAGAGCAGGAAGAGCUGGACGUACUGAACCAGGUCACUGCUAUAGACUUUACUCAUCGGCAGUUUUUGCUGAUUUUGAACAGUUUUCCCUUCCUGAAAUAACACGGCGUCCCGUGGAAGACCUCGUCCUCCAGAUGAAAGAUCUUAACAUAGAAAAAGUUGUGAACUUUCCCUUUCCCACACCACCCUCUGCAGAUGCCCUUAUAGCUGCCGAGGAAUUACUGAUCUCUCUUGGAGCCUUGCAAGAGCCUCCAAAAACUGGCAGACUGAAUGAUCUCCAGAAAGCAAAACUGAGCAGCCCCAUCACUGCCCUAGGAAAGACAAUGGCAUCUUUUCCUGUUGCACCACGAUAUGCAAAAAUGCUUGCCCUGGGCAGACAGCAUGAGUGUCUACCAUAUGUUAUCACAAUUGUGGCGACAAUGACCGUGAGGGAGCUGUACGUAGAGGUUGACAGACCUGCUGUUAGUGAUGAAGAAAAAGAAUUGCUGAAAGGGAAGAAGGCCAGAGUCCUGCAGAUGCAGAGGAUUUGGGCUGGACAAGGUUCUGCACAGAAACUGGGGGACCUCAUGGUAAUGUUAGGUGCUGUUGGUGCUUGUGAAUACGCUGGACUUGCACCUAAAUUCUGUGAGCGCAAUGGUCUUCGGUUUAAAGCCAUGCUGGAAAUUAGGCGCUUAAGAGGGCAACUAACAACAACAGUCAACUCGCUGUGUCCUGACAUCCAGCUUUACCUGGAUUCAAAAAUGAAUCCCCCCACAGAGAGCCAGGUUAUGUAUUUAAGGCAGAUAGUUAUGUCUGGUUUAGGGGACCACAUUGCCAGAAGGAUUCGUGCAGAAGAACUUUUGGAUGAGAAGUGGAAAAAUGCCUACAAGACACCCCUUUUGGAGGAACCGGUUUUUAUUCACCCAAACUCUGCCCUCUUCAGGCAGCUACCAGAUUUUGUGGUUUAUCAAGAAAUUAUGGAAACCACAAAAAUGUACAUGAAGGGGGUGUCGGCCAUUGAAGCAGAAUGGAUUCCUGUACUCCUUCCUCAGUACUGCCAUUUUGGUAAACCCUUAGAAGAGCCACCUCCAUUUUACUGCUCAGAGACUGGACGAGUGAAGUGUCACCGACCAAGCACUUUCUACAGAGUCGGGUGGCAGCUCCCUGCCGUUGUGGUGGACUACCCAGAAGGCCUGGAUCGCUACAAGUACUUUGCCAUGUUUUUACUAGAAGGAAAGGUGAUCAAAAAAUUUGGCUCCUACAGAAGCGUUUUACUGUCAACACCAAUAGCAAUGCUAAAGACUUGGGCCAAGCUACAGCCACGAACCGAAAUACUUCUCAAGGCUUUGGUUUCUGAGAAUGCAGACUCUCUAGCUGGUUUGCUUGCUGCCUGGAAGAAGAACCCCAAAUAUUUGUUAUCUGAAUUAUGCCAAUGGACCCCAGAAGCUAUUCAUGAAGACAUUUCCAAGGCUUGGCCACCAAUACAACAUGAUGAAGAUUAAGCACUGUGGUUUUAUGAAUGCUUUUUGAGAUAUUUACUUAGUGACAAGUACAGCUGAAGCUGGCACCUGGACCUGAGAGCAAUGUAAAGAAGCAAUUUCACAGCGACUGCUUUAAUGUGCCACAAACUGAAACUACAUUAGUACAAUGUAUACACUUCUCAGGAUUUUUUAUAUUUUUUUGCUAAAUAUGAUUAUGAAAUUUCGGACUGUUUAGAACUUUUUAUAGGUCAGUAUUUGACCCCUACACUCUUCCACUUCCAACAACAUUGCAGAUGUGUGUGAAAUUUUGACCUGCGAAUAUAUAUA